Messenger RNA from Cheilinus undulatus (humphead wrasse), 1592 nucleotides. RefSeq lists its product as uncharacterized. NCBI's taxonomy places the organism in Eukaryota, Metazoa, Chordata, Actinopteri, Labriformes, Labridae. Gene Ontology annotation, cellular component: mediator complex. The transcript has 5 exons. The coding region runs from base 184 to 756 and encodes 190 amino acids. Gene Ontology annotation, biological process: positive regulation of DNA-templated transcription. The record is from RefSeq and is a predicted model, not a curated record. Gene Ontology annotation, molecular function: transcription coregulator activity.
AGGAAGUGACGCAGUUAAAACAAUAACAUGCGGUGCUUUUUGAAAGGAAUCACUGAACACGUCUCAACAUGUUUUAUUUGAAAGCAGUAAAUAACAAAAAGUCCAGUUGAGUCGUUAUUAGAGCACAUUUACGAUAUUGUGACAACAUUUGGACUAAGGAAGUUAGUCAAGAUUUCUUCAGUGAUGGCAGCGUCUUUACCUCAGAAGCCAGGGAUGGCAGGGAUGCCCCCUCAGCAGCAGCAGCCCCACCUGCCGCCCAGUGCUGCCUCAGCUCCAGGUCAGCCGCCCAUGCCUCCUCAGGGAGCUUUGAGGGAGAUCUCCCCUGUGUUCCUCUGCAGGAUUGGACAAGAGACUGUCCAGGACAUUGUCACUCGUACUAUGGAGAUCUUCCAGAUCACACGAGCUACACAGCUUCCUAAUGGUGUGACCCAGAGCCAGGCGAUGUACACAGACCGCUUUGGGAAGCUCCAGGAGCACCUACGGCAGCUCGCCUUGCUCUUCAGAAAGCUCCGUCUGCUGUACGAGCGUUGUGUGGACUUGACCACUGACCUGCAGGAGGCGCCAGCAGAGCUUGUGCCAUAUGUCGGGGAGGAGCUGCUUUCUGUCAAAGUGGAGCCCUGCAGCUCUGCUGUCAUCCAGGAGAGAAGAGAAGUUCUAGAGAAAGUUCGGCAGAAGAACCAGGAGAUGAAGGUUCUGAUGGAUCAGAUGAGGAACCUGCUGUGGGAUGUCAACGCCAUGCUGACGCUCAGGAAAUAAUGUCACCUCUAAAUCCAUUCUCCUUCAAAGAGAUGGAUUGUUGUAUAGACGUCGGGACUGCUUUAUGGCAGACAUAAGGUGAAAUAAGGGACUUUCUGUUGGACUCUGAAUGUGGGACCUUCUACUUUGGAACACCUCUUUUGUGUGGGCACUUCCUCCCAGAGACUCUUCGUACACUCACAACUCAUUUAAGAACUUCUGGUGUUUAUUCCAUUGAGGUGAUCAAAACACAUUUGUCAGUCUGAAACACUCCACACCUAACAGUUUUUAUUUGUUAAAGGCAGCUGUGUUUUCCUCCUUACAUGUGUACAAUUGCUAUACUGCCAUCCCAUCUUCAUUCAAAAAACUUAUGAAGUCCUGCAUCGAUGAGUUGAAACCUGAAUUGCCUCUGGUUAAAACAACAACAAAAAACCUUCCAAAAUGCUGUAUCAUGGUGUUUUGGCCCCAGGUGCUUACUCGACACCAGACAGGCUUAAAUUCAUUGCAGUUAAUUCCUGCAGAAAGCACAGAAGCUGGUCUGACGGCUGUGUUUACAAUAGAAACAAUUUCCCUUAUUAUGCUCCGUCAGUUGUAAAAACACCGUGGGUUCAGAAUUCAAAUCGGGCCCUUGGCAGCUACGUAUCUCAGGUGCUUUGUACAUAGGUGUGUAUGUGAGUGUGUGGAUGUGUGUAAUGAGAUUAGCUCCCUGAGUGAAAGACAACACACCUGUUUAGCCUGAGGCUGUUUAGACUCUCCUGCCUGUGAAUUUAUUUUUGUAAACUAUGGAACAAAUGGUAGGACUGCUGCAUCAUUUCUUUUUCUAUUAAAUAAACUUUUUAGUACACAAAACGUCCAAA